AUGAAGAGUGUAAGAUACAAGGUUGGAGCUGGAAUUGAUACAAUGAUGCGGUUAGUUUUUUGGCUUCCAAAUGGUCCAAUUGUCACCCAGUUACAACUCUUUGAAGUGGAAAUUCUUCAACUGGACGCAUAUGCCUCAGUUGAUAGCCUAAUUUCCAACCUUCAGUGGGUUAUUCCAGAGACAAUUCAGCUCCCUGCAUACUUUCAGUUACAAGUUUUCUUAUCCCAGCUCUACAGAAUUGCCCCACCCUCUACUUCACAUGACACAGUUGAUUGGUUGCCAAGUCCUACACUCAAAUUCUCUCUAGCACAUACCAUGAAUUACUUGACUCCUCCUUCAAUUAUCUUUCCUUGGCACUACCUUCUAUGGUUCAAGUACCAUAUUCCUAAACAUGGUAUCAUUACUUGGUUAGCAGUUAGGAAUAGAUGUUACACCCUAGAUUCAAAGCCCAUGUUGAACAAGCAUAACACAAAUGCUAGUUUGUUGUGUAACUCAGAUUAUGAAUCUUUGGACCACCUUUUCUUCAGCUGCAAUUACAGUUCCCACAUUUGGAGGGUCAUUCAAGAAGUUACAAGAUUCACAUUUCAGCCUCACUCAUGGUCUGACCUGAUUGCUUGGUGCUCUACCCAUUGGAUCUCACAGAAAUUCCUUGUUCACAAGCUUCUUCUUUCUGCUGCAGUAUACUUCCUUUGGAUGGAGAGAAAUUCAAGGGCCUUCAGGAAUAAAUCUUCUUCUCCACAGCAUGUAAUGUCUCAGAUUAAAUCAAGUGUGAGUGCAAGACUUGCUUCUGUUACUCUGAGAUACAGCUCAGACCUCAGCCAAGUAGUGUCAUAUAAUGAUCUACAAAUCCUAUGCUUCAAAGGCUGUUCUAUCACUGCUGGACACUCAUGGCUGAUGCCCUAG
Molecule: messenger RNA, 903 nt
Organism: Cornus florida
Lineage: Eukaryota; Viridiplantae; Streptophyta; Magnoliopsida; Cornales; Cornaceae
Exons: 1
Coding region: 1-903 (300 amino acids)
Source: RefSeq, a predicted model, not a curated record